This is a messenger RNA of Anthostomella pinea, 585 nucleotides long. The record is from the annotation of a GenBank genome assembly. Lineage: Eukaryota; Fungi; Ascomycota; Sordariomycetes; Xylariales; Xylariaceae.
AUGUCGUUCUUCUCCGGCUCCUCCAAGCUGUCCAACGCAUCGCCCAUCCCACCCGCCGUCCCCAAAGCCGCCGCCGUCGCCCUGCUGCACGACCACGACUUCUUCCUGCGCUGCGACCCGCACUACGUGUCGCACAAGGCACUCUCCGAUUCCGACACCGCGUCUGGGUCUGGGUCUAGGUCUGGUUCGGUGAAGCUACCCCCCGGCUUGACGCCUUUGCCGGGAGGGAACGGGGUGAAGGUGAAGGUGAAGGUGAAGGUGAAGGCGUAUGAGGUCGUCGACCACGUGCCCAACCCCGUGUGGAGCAGCACCGUGGUCAGCAGGGAGGAGUUUGUGGAUUUUGAGGCGGGGCUUUGGGUUAGGAUAAGGAGUCCUAUGGGGGUUGUUAUGGAGACUACUUGGACGGUGAGGGAGAGGAAGAACACGGAAGGGGAGGGUGGGUUGGAGCUUGUCGAGGAUGUCGCGAUUAGCUGCUCCAAGCUGCUGCUGGGCAUUGUGAGGGGACAGGUCGAGGGGAAUUGGAGGGGGAUCCAUGGGAAGAUUGUUGGGAGGUUGGUCGAGGAUGCUGGGAAGGGGGGGGUGUAG